This is a messenger RNA of Styela clava, 2390 nucleotides long. Its product is annotated as mediator of RNA polymerase II transcription subunit 20-like. The record is from RefSeq and is a predicted model, not a curated record. Gene Ontology annotation, biological process: regulation of transcription by RNA polymerase II. Gene Ontology annotation, molecular function: transcription coactivator activity. NCBI's taxonomy places the organism in Eukaryota, Metazoa, Chordata, Ascidiacea, Stolidobranchia, Styelidae. Gene Ontology annotation, cellular component: mediator complex.
UUUGUAUUGCACUGUAUACUCUAGGCACUAUUGUGGCCCGCGAACAAUACAAAAAUAAUAAUGUGGCCCGCGAGGCCGACAACCUUGGACCACCCUGCUCUAGUGGUAUAAGGGGAAAAUUUUUCCAUAAACAAUGAAUAACUUUGUAAUAUUUUUGAUAAGUUGAAAGCAGAUUGCAGACCCCAAAAUUUUGUAGAUAUCAUUUUUUGUGACAAAAUUCAUUUUCACAUUGAAGUAGCAUUGUAGAAUUUUGUGAAAUAAUAUCUCUACUAUACCACUUUUUGUCAUGCAGGUCUGCAUUUUCUUGUUGUUUGUAUCAAUACUUCUUUCUGUAUAUGUACAAGCUGAUUUAAAUUAACGCAUUCAUGCUAAAAUAAAGUUGAGAUAUUAUAUAAUCUGGCAGUAUGGGAGUUACAUUUGUAACCCAUUGGGAUAUUGAGGAAGGAAAAAAUGUUCCACAAUCAUUAGAAGAACUUCAACGGACAAUUGAAAAAAUUGGAGCUAAAAAAUCAGGAUUAUUUUGCGUGGAAUGUGAAACAUAUCAAACAGUGAACAUUAAUCAAGGAAAACCUCUAAACAUAAUAUCCAACUCGGAAUACCCAUUGUCAAAAUUUGCACUUUUUGAAGAUGGUGCUUCACUAAUCGCAGAUGCAAUGCUACCAAAUUUUUUAGUUAAGAUGAGAUUGUUUUGGCAACAGCGCAAAGGGGCAAAGAUUGAGUGCAAAGGACAUCGGUAUAUUCUCAAUGAUUUUUUAUUCAAAAUUGGAGUAGUUACUCAUGGGUCAAAUACAAGAGGAAUUGCUGUUGAGAUAGAGUACACUCCGUGCCUUUAUGUUAAAGAAUGUUGGAAUUUGCUUUUAGAGAUUUUUCAAAAUAUUCUGGGACCCCAAGCUCCUACAUCGGAAAAUCCACUUUUUCAAAAAUUGAAAUCAACUGACAUAAUAUAUACAGCGGAACAUACAUCUUUACAAUACAUAGAAGUUUUCAAUAAUUUUCGCAAAGUUACAUCAUGAAUUGGGAUUUUAUAUUCCGUUGGUCUGUUUCGUGUAUUUGUAACAUUUGAGUUGCAAUGAGUUAUAAAGUAUGAAAUAUCAAAUAUUUUAAUAUUACCAGAACUUUCAGAACCUGUCCCUCCAAAAUAGGUAUUCAACCUUAAAACCUGGUUGGCUGGGAGCUCUCACUCAAGUUCAUGCGCAAAGUUUUUUUUCCGAGAACUCCAGUUAUGUCAUAUUUACUAUCUCAUUUUCGCUAAAAUAUGAAAAACAAUAUGACUGAUAAUAAUUCAAAACAAUAUGAUUUUAAUAUUUAUAGGUGAAUGUUGCUUUUGUAUGACAAUACAACUAAUACCGGUCCAAUAUGAACACAGUUAAUUAUUUGAGGGAAAAUGGCCUUAUCAGGCACUAAUAGGUAGUAGCAAUACUAUCAAAAUAAUCCGGUCAUUGAUUUUGAAAAUUUUUUAAAAAAAAUUUUGGCAAUAGUCAGGUAGUGGCUUGGUUCAAAUAUGAAGGAAUUCAUUGAGCAUUAUUUUUGAAUACGGUAGUACGACAGUUUUGGUUAUAAGGUUUUUGAAUAGAUGUAGAUGAGAAUUGAUUUCCUAUUUUUAUUAUGGAGAAUGAAGUUUCUUAUCGUCUUGUUCAACAUUAAACAAAUAAUUGAAAAUAAUGCCAUUUUCAACUAAUUUGGUUUAAACUUGGAAAAUUAGCUUUGGCGUCAUCACUCUAAAAAGUUUACUGAUAAGUUUUUAUUUUAUUAAAUAUUUGGUAUAUAUGUCUGCUAAUUUAAUACUUUCUUCUAAACAAAAAUGUUAUUCAUAUCCAUGGGAAGAAUGUGAAAUGUUAUCAAUGAUUUAAUAAAAGGAUUUUGCAAAACAUUCGGUUAUUUUUGACAUGUAAUAUUUUUGUAAUGCCAUUUUUACUAUGAACGUUGCCAUGUACAGGGAUCCCAGUUCAAUACACUCUGAGUGAGAUGAUAGGCAUGUGAAUUCAACAUGGGAUGUUCAACCUAGUUAUGUCCAGCGCUUUAACCAGUGAUUUCAUUUUAUAUUUGUUCAUUUUUAAAUCCAUGCCUGUACGAUGUGUAUGUUAUGUAGGUUUACAUAAACUUCUGAAACCAACUUGAUUGCUCUUUAGAUAAAUUGACAUAGUGACAGUAUGAUGACAGUCAUAGCCACGAUGCUUUGUUUAACUAGCAUAUUUAUACGCUAUUCAAAUAUUCCCAUCUACCUAUUACUACUUCUCAAUAAAGUAUCGAAAUAAUUUUACACAACCCAAAUUGAUGAUAUUGUGGAAAGAAAAUCAGUCUGAUUAUAAGUUUUCAUACAUUUGCUAUUUUAUCAAUUUAUCUCAAUUUUCUACCAUCAUCAAUUUAUGAGCUUGAUAACCUUAUUUGCA